CAUCGAUGGUGUGUUAGGCAUAUUGAAGCUAAUUGGAGCAAAAAUUACAGAAGUGGGGAGUUGAAAAAGCUUCUUUGGUGGUGUGCUUGGAGUACAUAUGAGGAGGAGUUCAAAGAUCAGCUGACAAAAAUGGGUGAGUUGAAUAAGAAGGCUACUAAGUCCUUGGUGAGCUAUUCACCAGAAAAAUGGUGUAGAGCAUAUUUUGACACCAAAUGCAAAAAUUUCAUGGUUGACAACAACUUCACGGAGUCCUUCAACUCAUGGAUUGUAGAGGCCAGACAAAAACCAAUCAUAAAGAUGCUUGAAGAAAUAAGGGUGAAGGUAAUGAUCAUGUUAAGGAAGCAUGAGGCCGAAGUUAAAAGUUGGAAGAAUGAGUUUUCACCACAUGCAACGCAUCUCUUUAAUGACUACAGGAUCUUUGCCCAACGAUGUAAGGUUGAGUUUAAUGAGGGUUGUGGAUAUGAAGUGACCGAGGGUGUGGAUAGACAUACAAUCAAUAUAGAACUUAAAAGAUGCUCAUGCAGAGUAUGAGACUUAUCUAGAAUACCAUGUCCUCAUGCCAUAAAAGCAUUUAUCCAUAAAAAAAUUGACCCUAUUGCUGAAAUACACUGGUGGUAUUCUAAGGAAGCAUAUUUGAUGGUAUAUAAGCACAAGAUCGAACCUGUUAGAGGUGAAAUUU
Solanum verrucosum is the source of this 679-nucleotide messenger RNA. RefSeq lists its product as uncharacterized. The record is from RefSeq and is a predicted model, not a curated record. NCBI's taxonomy places the organism in Eukaryota, Viridiplantae, Streptophyta, Magnoliopsida, Solanales, Solanaceae. The transcript has 2 exons. The coding region runs from base 130 to 531 and encodes 133 amino acids.